Schistocerca nitens (vagrant locust) is the source of this 1136-nucleotide messenger RNA. RefSeq names its product histone H3.3A. The record is from RefSeq and is a predicted model, not a curated record. Gene Ontology annotation, molecular function: DNA binding; structural constituent of chromatin; protein heterodimerization activity. Gene Ontology annotation, cellular component: nucleosome. The transcript is spliced from 4 exons. The coding region runs from base 148 to 558 and encodes 136 amino acids. NCBI's taxonomy places the organism in Eukaryota, Metazoa, Arthropoda, Insecta, Orthoptera, Acrididae.
GACCAAUAGCGAACAGACCUCGAGAUGACGCUAUCCAAUAAGACGUCAUCGUUCCCAUAGCGUCGGUUAGUCUUGCUGAGUAAGUAGUGUGUGUUCGUUAGUCGUGAGUGUUGGAUAUUGGUGCUGGUGUUGAGAGAAUAGUAGAAAAUGGCACGUACGAAGCAAACAGCGCGUAAGUCUACUGGUGGAAAAGCGCCAAGGAAGCAGUUGGCGACAAAAGCAGCUCGUAAAAGUGCACCUUCAACUGGAGGUGUGAAGAAACCUCAUCGUUACAGGCCUGGAACUGUGGCAUUGCGAGAAAUCAGACGUUACCAGAAGUCAACUGAGUUGCUGAUCCGCAAAUUGCCAUUCCAGCGUUUGGUGAGAGAAAUUGCUCAGGAUUUCAAGACGGACUUGCGCUUUCAGAGCGCUGCAAUUGGAGCUCUUCAGGAAGCAAGUGAAGCCUACCUGGUGGGGCUCUUUGAAGAUACAAACCUUUGUGCCAUCCAUGCAAAACGUGUGACCAUUAUGCCUAAAGAUAUUCAGCUUGCUCGGCGCAUCCGUGGUGAACGUGCUUAAAUGAAGCAUUAUGGCAUUGUGGAAGUGCCACAUUCCAACCCUGGCAAAUUACAUUACCAGCUGGUUUUGACUGUCCUAAUGUUGAACAUAAACCCUUAUAACACUGCCAAGUUUGAAGACAUUUUACUGUGCACUUCAUUUAAAGCUGUAGUGGCUGAAGUUAAUGUAUUGCUGCAAGUGAAGAAGCCACUAUAUUUUGUGUCCAUUUAGGGUGUUUUGUAAAAUGGUCUUGCUGAAGUGCAUAAAAGUUCUCUAGAACAUGUAAUUUCACUAAUUGUUAAAGCACAAUUUGUGUGUAGUUCUAUUUAAGUGACAUUGUGUAGUUUGUGGUCUAAACUGUGACUUGUGUAGAUGUUAGAAUUAAGGCAUUUAAGUUUUUCUUGUAGUUCUUAUGGUCUUGUGGAGAUCUAACUAGAUGUAGACGAGGAGUUUGUCUGAGCUCGAGUAUAUGCAUAUGUAUUUUGAAUCUUUAUGAUCUUUUUACUUUCAUAUUUUUCUCCAAAAUAGUAUGUGGUUUACAUGUUGACAGUUUGGCUUAUUUUUCAGCAGUUUGGAAUAAAGCAUUAGUAUGUACUGAA